Messenger RNA from Rotaria sp. Silwood2, 1419 nucleotides. The record is from the annotation of a GenBank genome assembly. Lineage: Eukaryota; Metazoa; Rotifera; Eurotatoria; Philodinida; Philodinidae.
AUGCUUGCCGCUGGAUUUCAAUAUACGGGUGACAGUGACACAGCUCGCUGUGAACAUUGUGGACUUGAAGCAUUCAAUUGGACAGCAGAGAUGAAUCCGUUUAGUAUUCAUUCUGUAGAAAGUCCUCAUUGUUCAUACGUUCGCUCUAUGAAAUCAUCAUCACUAUUGGUUGUACGUGAAUCUUUCCUCUCGUCAACAAUCGUUGGCCAGAAUACAUCAAUAUCAGAUGAACAAGAAAAUAGUUUUAAACGUCGAAAAAUUGAUUUAAAAUCACGAUUAAAUAAUUUAUUUGAACCUGAUUCACUUCAACAAUACCGCAGACAUAGCUUUGACGAUUGGCCACACCAUGGAAUUCUAUCAAGUGGAUAUAUGAUUCAAGCUGGGUUUAUUAGUUGUGCUACUGGUGAUCAAAGUGUAUGUCCUUAUUGUGAUCUAAUAUGUGAACAAUGGACACCAUAUGUAGACAAUCCUAGUGAAGUACAUAAGACACUUUCUCCUGCAUGCUUAUAUGUUAUAGAAAAAUUAAGACUUGCUGAACCACCACCUAUUAUAAAUGGUAGUACUAGUUCAGUGACAGCUAGCGUAAGCAAUCCUAUUCAUGCGUCAAAUAAUACCCAUUCACCCUUACUUAGUACAUUUGCUCGUCCAGUUGUGCAAAAUCAAAAUCGCAGCGCCAAUCAUACACUGGUAACUUCUACCCCAGCGUGUCCUGUUGAUAAAUCACUCUCUAUUGAAGAGCUGAUUCAAGCAAACACCACAUCUAUGGUAGACCAAUCUGAUGUAAAUAAAUUUUGCUGCAAAGACUUAUUAGAACAUUGGGAUCCAGAUGAUGAUUCAAAGGUUGAAGAUGAUCGUUGGUUUCCACAUUGGGCAAAUGGUAAACAAUUAUAUGGUAACGAAUUGUACCGAAAAAUUCAAAAAACGACUCGAAAACACCAACAAUUACGUGCUCAUUUAAAGAGAGAAAACGAAAAGGUAAAUCCUGAUGUUACAAAAAAUACCAAUCCCAAUCCAAAUAGUCGACAAUUAUUCAUGUCUAGUAAAAGACUUCUAUCCAUUGUUAGACGAUGUUGGCAAAGACAAUCACAAGGAAGACAUGAACGUUCAGUUUGUUAUGGUGAUUUAUUAAUUGCUCGUUUUAUUCAACAAAAGCAAACAGAACUUAGGGAAAAUAUUAUAAUACCAUCUGCAAAAAUGAAACAAAUCUCAGAAGAAGCAAUAAAAAGACAUCAAAAAAUAGAUGGACAAAGACAAAUAUCAGUUGAAUCUUGCGUUGUGUGUUUAGUAGAAGAAAGACGAUUAGCUUGCAUGCCAUGUGGUCAUUUGACAACAUGUGUUCCAUGUGGACAUUCCCUGAUAUCAUGCCCAUUAUGCCGACGAGAAAUUGAAAAACUCGUUAGUAUUAGGGUUAACGUCUAG